AAUCAUUCUAAUCAGUAAUAGUACUUCAAUAGUUUAGUUAAGUCGUAGAUUCUUUUUCUAGAAGUUUCAUUUUUUUGUUCUGGCAAAGUUAUUUUAUUUAAUUAAAAUGGAACAGAAAGAAUUAAAAAAUAUUGAACCCAUCUCAGAUUUAGGGUUAUUUGCUACAGAAGAUUCAUUAACAUCAAAAUAUUUUCCUACUCCGCUCUGGAAACAAUUCAUUGAUAUUGAAUGCAAUCUAAAUAAAGAAUUGGCAAAUCUUAAAUUUCCAAACAUUACUCACGUUUAUAAUCCAAUUGAAUAUGCAUUUGAUUUGCAUUGUCAGUACUUAAAAAAGUACCUAAACGGUCCAAAGAAAAUGCUACUAAUUGGAAUGAAUCCUGGUCCAAAUGGUAUGGCACAAAAUGGGGUUCCUUUUGGAAACACAAACACAGUUAAAAAUUUGAUGAAAAUUGAAGGUCAAGUCGAGCAACCACCUUCUUUGCAUCCGAAACGACCAGUAACAGGUUUGGCAUGUAAAACUGAGGAACCAAGUGGUGUUCGAAUUUGGACUCUGAUUGGAAAAUUAGCUGGAAGUUUGGAAAUUUUCAGUCAGCAAUGCUUUAUGCAUAAUUUUUGUCCUCUAGCGUUUUUUGAUGUUCAAGGAAAGAAUAUUACUCCGGGAGAAUUAAAGGGAGAUGUAAAAGCAGAAGUUCGUAAUAUUUGCCUAAAAUAUCUUGAACAAGAAAUUCAACUUAUUCAGCCAGAGAUUAUUAUCGCUAUUGGUUCUUAUGUUGGUGAUUGUAUGAAGAGAUUGGCUAAGCAAUCAAUUUAUAUUGGGUCUAAUAUCAAAAUAUUGCAGCUGGCUCAUCCAAGUCCACGAAGUGUAAAUAACAACAAUUGGCCAGAGAAGGCUACAGAAUUUUUUGAAAGUAACGAUCUUCUUAAAGUUCUUCGAAACGAUAACUAAAAGACCAC
Molecule: messenger RNA, 954 nt
Organism: Episyrphus balteatus (marmalade hoverfly)
Lineage: Eukaryota; Metazoa; Arthropoda; Insecta; Diptera; Syrphidae
Gene: Smug
Product: single-strand selective monofunctional uracil DNA glycosylase
Exons: 3
Coding region: 107-946 (279 amino acids)
Biological process (GO): base-excision repair
Molecular function (GO): single-strand selective uracil DNA N-glycosylase activity; oxidized pyrimidine nucleobase lesion DNA N-glycosylase activity
Source: RefSeq, a predicted model, not a curated record